AUGAAUGCUUAACAAUAUUAACAAGAAAUUUGGAAUAUGAAAGUGUCUGUUAAAAUAAGUCUAUAAAAUAGUAACAUACUACCAAUGUAUAUUUAGAUUCAUAGAUAACAUUAUCUACUUUUCUACUAUCAAUAAAUUCAUGAUGUACAAAUUAAUAAAAAAAUUUAGCAUUUUGAUUCCUGUUAAGAUAAUAAGAUUAAUCAAAUUUCCUUAUAAUUCAAAAAUAUCAUAUUACCAUAUCAAAUACCUUUUGGAGUAUUGGUUGAUUUAUAUUACAGUCAAGAUCCAUUUACACCUAUGGAAUUAAUCUUAAUAUAUUAAAAAGAAACUUAUUUUAUUGAUUUAGAAGAUGAAAUAAAAAACUAAAUCAAAUUUAAUCUAAAAUAGGCUGCAUUUGGACGUUAUAAUCAUGAAGGAUAUGGUACUCCUCUAAAAAAUUUAACAUAAUAUAUGUCAAUAAAUGAUGAAAAAUAAGCACUAAAGUAAAUUAAGUCUUUUGAAAACAAAGAAGAUCUCUAUAAAUAUUAUAGGAAAAUAUUCGAAAGUCCUAAAACAAAAAGAUUUUAACUUCCAAUAAGAAUUUAUUUCAAAAAAGGUGGACAUUUCUAAACAGUAAUUGAAUUGAAAGACCAACAAUAAACCAUAGGUUAAGCUUUGGACACCAAGUUAUAAGGAACAAAAUACAUUUUCAAUGGAUUACCUUUAAAUAUUAAUAUUCCAGCGUUAGACUUUUAUGAUUGCCUUUACUCAAUCGAUGGUUUUUGUUAUUUUGUUUGUGAGUGA
Paramecium sonneborni is the source of this 783-nucleotide messenger RNA. The record is from the annotation of a GenBank genome assembly. NCBI's taxonomy places the organism in Eukaryota, Ciliophora, Oligohymenophorea, Peniculida, Parameciidae.